Messenger RNA from Leptosomus discolor (cuckoo roller), 288 nucleotides. The record is from RefSeq and is a predicted model, not a curated record. Lineage: Eukaryota; Metazoa; Chordata; Aves; Leptosomiformes; Leptosomidae.
GUGGAGGUGGAUGAGAACGGGAAGAUCAUCGACGCCCGUUUCAAGACCUUCGGCUGCGGGUCGGCGAUCGCCUCGAGCUCGCUGGCAACGGAGUGGGUCAAAGGGAAAACGGUUGACGAAGCGCUGCAGAUCAAGAACACGGACAUUGCUAAAGAGCUCUGCCUGCCGCCUGUCAAACUGCACUGCUCCAUGCUGGCUGAAGACGCCAUCAAGGCUGCCUUGGCCGAUUACAAGUUGAAGCAGGACCCGAACAAAGCAGAGGCGGAGGGGAAAGCCAACAACGCCUGA